GACUGCUUCACAUUUUUCUACACUUGUUUGGUAAGUUGAAAACCUCACACCAGCAUGCAGAGGACCGUGCACGCGCCCCUGCAGUUUUAUGAGAAGGUGGGCAGAGUGAUGAACUCAGACCAGGAAAGGCCGUACGAGUGCAACGCUCCUGGUUGUUCUCAGCGGUUCCCCACGGAGGACCAUCUGAUGAUACAUAGACACAAACAUGAGAUGACCCUCAAGUUCCCCUCCAUAAAGAACGACAACAUGUUAUCAGACCAGACGCCCACGCCAACACGCUUCUUGAAGAACUGUGAGGAGGUGGGAUUGUUCAGUGAGCUGGACUGCUCCAUUGAGCAGGAGUUUUGCAAGGCACAGGAAGAAGAGGACAGUAAACAGGCCAUCUCGCUGCACGGUCAGUCAGGCCAGCACCAGCAGUCCCACUCGCGGAUGGGCAACCAUGACACCAGCAUCGUGAUCCAGCAGGCCCUGCCCUCCCCUCAGUCCAGCUCCGUCAUCACUCAGGCUCCAUCCACCAACAGACAGAUAGGGCCUGUCCCUGGCUCUCUGUCCUCAUUGCUGCACCUACGAAACAGACAGAGACAGCCUCUGCCUGCCUCUAUGCCGGGAACUCUGCCAGACCCCACCAUGCCGGGCUCCUCCGCCGUGCUGAUGCCUAUGGAGGGACAAAUGUCUAUGGGCUCCAAUAUGAUGGGCAUGCAAGGACCCGCCCACAACAACUCCUGCUCUUCCGCUCACAUUCCCUCCAUGCACUCAGAAGCCAAACUGAGACUGAAGGCUGCACUUUCACACCACCCGGGUCCCAUCGCCAACGGCAACAUGAACUCCAUGGGCCACAUGAUGGAGAUGAUGUCCUCGCGGCAGGAGCAAAACACUCACCAUCACAUGCAGUCACACCCACACCAGCACCUGCAAGCCCCUCCCCACGCGUACCAGCACCACGGACACCACCACCACAGCCAGGGCCACGGACAGGGUGGACACCACCACCAACAGGGACACAACCCCCAUCACAACUCCCACAAUCCCCAUCUUCAUCCCGGGCACCCACACCAGACCUCACCGCACAAUCCGAUGCACUCUGCUUCACAUAUGUCACCUGCCACCCAGCAGAUGCAUCCCUCGCAGACAAUGCAUUCUCCGCCACAAAGCGGCGGGCGGCGCAGGCGGGUAGUGGACGAGGACCCAGACGAACGUCGGCGGAAGUUUCUGGAGCGGAACAGAGCAGCAGCAACAAGAUGCAGACAGAAGAGAAAAGUGUGGGUGGUUUCAUUAGAGAAGAAAGCAGAAGAACUCACACAGACCAACAUGCAGCUUCAGAAUGAAGUGACCAUGCUAAAGAACGAGGUGACCCAACUCAAGCAGCUUCUCCUCACACACAAGGACUGUCCCAUCACCACUAUGCAGAAAGAUUCCCAAGGUUACCUCACGCCUCCUCCGUGCACAGAGGCAGCCGAGACUCCACGUGAGAAAGACGUCACAAGCGGCACUUUGGCAUCCAAACUCUCAUGGAUGCCUCAAAAUCUCUCUGAUCACCGGACUGUGCCUCAGCUCAGCCGCGCAUGACAUCAGAGCCCCACCCUUUGAUAUGGAUACAAGUGACAUUUUCAUGUAAUUAGGAUAAGGCACCUCCCUGCGUGGCUUUAGCGCAGGAAAAAAAGGCUCAUAUCCCCCUUGGCUGAAUGGUUCUUUUAUUCAGAAGAGAGCCAACUCCCAGUCUGGGCUGGGACAGACUUUCAUCGAUGAGUCUAGCUUGUGUACAGAUGUCACCUUCAAUGUGUCCGAACUCCAUCAGGCGUGUUUAUGGAGUUGUGAUUCACUUUUCCAUUUUUGUGCUGUCCAUUUAUGGCCUCAUUUGGGAUGACAGGUGACGGAUGAGGUGUGAAUUUAGUGUGUCAUGUGUUUGACAUUUAUCUGUUUUUUGCUAAUAA
Messenger RNA from Trematomus bernacchii (emerald rockcod), 1931 nucleotides. It is a transcript of the gene creb5b, whose product is annotated as cAMP responsive element binding protein 5b. Gene Ontology annotation, biological process: regulation of transcription by RNA polymerase II. The transcript has 11 exons. Gene Ontology annotation, molecular function: DNA-binding transcription factor activity, RNA polymerase II-specific; cAMP response element binding. The coding region runs from base 55 to 1566 and encodes 503 amino acids. The record is from RefSeq and is a predicted model, not a curated record. NCBI's taxonomy places the organism in Eukaryota, Metazoa, Chordata, Actinopteri, Perciformes, Nototheniidae.